Durotheca rogersii is the source of this 1409-nucleotide messenger RNA. Its product is annotated as NAD(P)-binding protein. Bases 103 to 1173 code for a protein of 356 amino acids. The record is from RefSeq and is a predicted model, not a curated record. Gene Ontology annotation, molecular function: oxidoreductase activity, acting on the CH-OH group of donors, NAD or NADP as acceptor. The transcript has 5 exons. Lineage: Eukaryota; Fungi; Ascomycota; Sordariomycetes; Xylariales; Xylariaceae.
UCUACAUCUGUAAGUCUCACGUAGGUCUCACAUCUAAACUACUUGAGAGGAGGGAGCUUAUUCCCAUCUGAUUAUCCAGCCUGCUUCGAUCAGAAGUCACGCAUGGCGGAGUCUGUGAAGCCCCUGAAGGGCAGAGUGUUAUUGACAGGUGGCAGCGGGUUCAUCGCCUCUCAUACCCUCGAUGCUCUCUUAGACGACGGAUUUGGAGUUGUCGCUUCAGCAAGGUCUCACGCGAGGGGCCGUAGGAUACUGGAUUCCGUCGAUCCUACUCGCAGAGAGAGGGUUUCCUACGUCGUCGUUGAAGACGUAGCGAAGGAUGGUGCAUUUGAUGCUGUAUUCGAGGCCGACCCAAAUUUCGACUAUGUCGUCCACACCGCCUCACCGUAUCAUUUAAACGUCGAGGACCCUAUCAAGGACUUCUUGGAUCCGGCGAUCAAUGGGACUACGGGGCUCCUGCGGUCCAUCAAGGCAUACUCGCCUGCUACUAAGCGUGUGGUCAUAACCUCGUCGGGCGCCGCGAUUAUAAAUCCCCUCCAUCAUGCCAACGUGUAUGACGAGACGUGUUGGGCACCCUGGACGCGUGAGCACGCCCUGAACCCGAAGCGGUCUUACGAAGCUAGCAAGGUUCUCUCCGAGAAAGCAGCUUGGUCCUUCAUGGAGGCCGAGAAGCCCAGCUUCGACCUCGUAACGAUCAAUUGCACCUACACCUUUGGACCCAUCCAGCGCAACAUCACGAGCCUGGACGCCAUCAACACGUCAAACCACCGCGUACGGGACCUGGUGCUCGGGCGGGUGGAGGGGGGCCUCAAGCCGACAGAGCCGGUAUUCGUGUUCGUCGACGUGCGCGACGUGGCGCUGGCGCAUGUCCGAGCGAUAACGGUGCCCGCGGCCGGGGGGAACCGGUUCUACGUCGUGGGCGGAUACUUCUCGAACAAGCGGAUUGCGGACAUCGUGGGACGAUGCCGGCCGGACCUGGCGGCGCAUCUGCCGUCCGGGGACGCCGCGCGCGACGACCUCCCCGACAACGUCUACGCGUUCGACAACGGAAAGUCGCGCAGGGUCCUGGGCCUCGAGUACACGGGCCUCGAAAAGAGCAUACGCGACACAGUGCAGUCCAUACUGGAGGUGGCUGCGGUGGAAGAGAGGGCAAGAGAAGGGAGCGCGUAUACGUAGUCGCCGACUUCAAGGUCGCCGCAUUAACGCCAAAGACAACCAACAGAUUAUAAUAAUGUACCGAGGUUUCACGGACAAGGGUUGCUUAACAUAAUGUCUUCGAUAUUACAUACUCCGUAGUUAUGGCUAGCACUUCUUAGUUACUCACCCCUGCACAUAGAAGACCGUCUUCUCCUAAUAACUUAAGACGAGAGAACCUCUUUCAUCCUGCAUUUCAGCACGUUUCAGGGGGUAUU